GCGCAGUGCUCUCUUCCCCCGCAGUCUCUGUGCGUUGAAGCCGGAGACCGCGGCGGCCUCUGUUAGGACCCUCCGCCCCAGAGCCGCCGGCCGGAGCCGCAGCCUCAGCCGCAGCGCCCCCGCCGCCUGUCCCCUCCCCCGCCGCCUCCGCCGGAGCCAUCUCGCGCACUCUGGGGUAUGGCCGUCAAUGUGUACUCCACGUCUGUGACCAGUGAGAAUCUGAGUCGCCAUGAUAUGCUCGCGUGGGUCAAUGACUCCCUGCACCUCAACUAUACCAAGAUAGAGCAGCUCUGCUCAGGGGCAGCUUACUGCCAGUUCAUGGACAUGCUCUUCCCUGGCUGUGUGCACUUGAGGAAGGUGAAGUUCCAGGCCAAGCUAGAGCAUGAAUAUAUUCACAACUUCAAGGUGCUGCAAGCAGCAUUCAAGAAGAUGGGUGUUGAUAAAAUCAUUCCUGUAGAGAAAUUAGUGAAAGGAAAAUUCCAAGAUAAUUUUGAGUUUAUUCAGUGGUUUAAGAAAUUCUUUGACGCAAACUAUGAUGGAAAGGAUUACAACCCUCUGCUGGCGCGGCAGGGCCAGGACGUAGCACCACCUCCUAACCCAGUUCCACAGAGGACGUCCCCCACAGGCCCCAAAAAUAUGCAGACCUCCGGCCGGCUGAGCAACGUGGCUCCACCCUGCAUCCUCCGGAAGAAUCCUCCAUCAGCCCGAAACGGUGGCCAUGAGACCGAUGCCCAGAUUCUUGAACUCAACCAGCAGCUAUUGGACUUGAAGCUGACAGUGGAUGGGCUGGAGAAGGAGCGCGACUUCUACUUCAGCAAACUCCGAGACAUUGAGCUCAUCUGCCAGGAACACGAAAGUGAGAACAGCCCUGUCAUCUCGGGCAUCAUCGGCAUCCUCUACGCCACCGAGGAAGGAUUUGCACCCCCGGAGGACGAUGAGAUCGAGGAACACCAACAGGAAGACCAGGACGAGUACUGAGGGGGGCUCCAGCCCGGGCUGACUGCACGGCUGCCGCGCCCCUCACCCCGCUCCCGUGCCCACAUUAUAAUCCUUCCCUGACAGCCAGCUGGCCGGGUGCUUUGUGUCAGUGCCGUGGCCCCGGGGCGCCUGGCGAGCAGGGCUUGGGGGUGGGGGGCAGGCGAGCAGGCAGAGGCCCCUCCUCCUGUGGCAGAGGCCCACCUGGGCGGGAUCCCUGCCCACUCCCCACCCCUAUUUAUUUCCCUGGUCUCUGUGCUGUGUCGGCCAACACUUCCCAGGGGGCUGCUGCCACCCACCCCAGACAGCCGCCUGCUCCCCUGACAGCCAGCAGCUGUAUAUUUGACAAAGUCAUUGGUAUAUUUUUACUUACUGGAUUUUCCUUGCACUUUACCUGUUCUUUUCCCAGGGCUGGCAGCACGGGCUCCGGGGCAGCGUGUCUGGCCUGGCCUCCCUUCCCCGUUGCCAGGGCUGUGGCAGGACUCACCGAUUCUUAUUUAUUUUGCCUUUUGACUUCCCAGUAGUUGAGGGAAAGGCUGAUGUCAGGAGAGGGAUAGGGUGACUGGGGAGGGGGUGCCUUAGGCCCCGGUGGUCAGGGAGAGUGAGGGGAGCACGUGAGGGAUGAAAAUGACCUCCUGGCACCAGGCUCGCCCACCCUCGGCCCCCUGCCCCCAGCACCGAAGCCCAGCACUGCCCCGAGGUCCCCAGCCACUCCCCCUGCAGCUUGGUUCAUACCACACAUUCUCCGCCUGGACCCUCCUGUGCGUCUGCCUCCCCUCUGCCCGCCUCCCCAACCCCUGCCCCUCGGGCCACACAGCCUGCAUAUGUGUUCACUUUUAUUUAAAUAAACUUGUGUGGUAAAAGUCCA
Molecule: messenger RNA, 1843 nt
Organism: Kogia breviceps (pygmy sperm whale)
Lineage: Eukaryota; Metazoa; Chordata; Mammalia; Artiodactyla; Physeteridae
Gene: MAPRE3
Product: microtubule associated protein RP/EB family member 3
Biological process (GO): spindle assembly; regulation of microtubule polymerization or depolymerization; protein localization to microtubule
Cellular component (GO): cytoplasmic microtubule; microtubule plus-end; spindle midzone
Molecular function (GO): microtubule plus-end binding
Source: RefSeq, a predicted model, not a curated record